Molecule: messenger RNA, 3236 nt
Organism: Amyelois transitella
Lineage: Eukaryota; Metazoa; Arthropoda; Insecta; Lepidoptera; Pyralidae
Gene: Ip6k
Product: inositol hexakisphosphate kinase 2
Exons: 8
Coding region: 409-1755 (448 amino acids)
Biological process (GO): inositol phosphate biosynthetic process; phosphatidylinositol phosphate biosynthetic process
Cellular component (GO): cytoplasm; nucleus
Molecular function (GO): inositol hexakisphosphate kinase activity
Source: RefSeq, a predicted model, not a curated record
CGUGCGCGAUCGUCUCGGUCGGUCUCUCCCGCUUCAGUCACCAGUGCGCAACGCCAAGAGAUACAAGUGUUCAGCGCCUCGGAGCGCUACUUUUAUUUUUGCGUUAUUUUUUUUAUGCAACACUGGGCCUAACAAAGAAAACCUGUUUUUAAAACUCAUGUUUUAUUCCCCUGUGAAUAAUAAAGAUCGAAGCGUCGUUUAUUUUGUGUUUUUUAACAUCGUUUCGCUCUCUACCUAGUUUGGUUCCUGUGUGUUGGGUAAUAUUCUGUGCCAGUUACUAGUGGUUGUGCUUGUGAUAGAAUCGGACGAUUUCAACGCGAACGUGUUCCAAUUUGGGAUUUCACCACGAGCGGGUUAAAGGAAGUUUAUAGUCAAGUGGACAGCGGCGGAGGUGGCUCGGCUGAAGUAAUGGUGUACUCUCUUGGCUGGGGCAUGGGUGAGCCGGAGCGGCGCGGCGCAGACAGGAAGCGCGCGCAGCCGCCCGCGCAGCACAACGCGUUGUCGCCAGACGACGGCCACGAAGUCGAUGUUCUGCCGUUGCACAAUCAGGUGGGCGGCCACACCAGGUUACUCGUGCUAAAUGACAGCACAGUAAUAAAACCCCUGAAUAUUCGUGAACUGCAUUUUUACCAGAACAUUCCUGAAGAUAUACAGAACUUCGUUCCCAGAUAUAAAGGCGUGAUGCAGGCAUCUAACACGGGUAGCACGAAAUUGGACAAGCGGUACUCGCCAUGUUUUCGCGAGGAGAACGGGCGAAAGCAGUCCCUGGGCGGCAAGCGGCGGCGUGACGACGUGUUCAAAUUUAAAGUGCAUCGAAAUGGCAAUGCGAGCGAAGUGCUCAAGAGCAUUGCACACAUGGACAACUCGAAUAAACAAUAUUUCCUGAUGAUGGAGAACAUUACCUCUUCGUACCGUCGGCCGUGCGUGCUAGAUCUGAAGAUGGGCACGCGGCAGCACGGCGACGACGCCUCAGCGGAGAAGAGAAGCAAGCAGAUCGCCAAGUGUGCUGCCAGUACCUCGGCCACAUUGGGGGUCAGGCUCUGUGGCAUGCAGAUAUACGUGCCGGAGACGGGCGCGUGCGUGCGCCGCGACAAGUACUGGGGGCGCGCGCUGUCGGAGGCGGGGCUGCGCGACGCGCUGCGCGAGUUCUUCGCGGGCGGCGGCGGGCUGCGCGUGCGCGCGGUGCGCCGCGUGCUGCGCGACCUGGACGGGCUGCGGCGCGCCAUCGCCAAGCAGACCAACUACAGAUUCUAUUCUUGUUCAUUACUUAUAGUGUACGAAGGCGACACGAGCUCCCCGCCGGCGAGCAGCGGCCAGGAGUACGACGGCGACGCGUCCAGCAGCUCCGCCGACCUCGCGGCCGACGCCGAGCACUUCGACAUGUCCACGCUGCACCACGAGAUCGAGCGCCGCCCCGCCUUCCAGCCGCACUCGGAGGAGACCAUGGGCGGCUACGAGGACGGCGAGCUGGCCGGCGGCAGCCCGCGCCCGCAGCCGCCCAGCCCCGACUCCGCCGACAGCUGGAUGGCGUACUCCUCCGCCAGCAGCGAGUCCUGGCGCGAGCGGCCCGCCGAGGCCGAGCGCGUGGACAUCCGCAUGAUCGACUUCGCGCACACGGCGUUCGCGGGCGCCGCGGCCGAGUCGCCGCUGGCCACCGCCACGCCGCACCACGGGCCCGACUGCGGCUUCCUCACCGGCAUCGACAGCCUCAAGCGGCUGCUCACCGAGAUCCUCCCGCCGCAGCCCUACAGUUAAUGACCGCCGCCAGCACUCGACGAAUCGCAUUCGAAAUUUGAGCGCGAGCUCGCAAAUCUCCGCCGCGCGGCGGCGCCUCUUUCCCACCAAAAAUUGUACGGUUGUAGAUCGGUUUUUGAAUCGCCGCCCCGCGGCUCGUCGGUGUGGUGCGCCGCUCGGAGACAGCGUCCGGCUGCCGUGUGAUUACAUAGAGAGGGGCGUACACGAUUCGUACCGCCUUUCGAUUAGAGGACGCGAUCUUUUUAUGUAACCCCACGGUAAUAUCGCACUUAGUGAAUGUUGGCGUUACAAACUACGUUAAUUUAAUGUUAAAAUUAUUAUAAUUUAAAGUGGGACCCAGUAGGUAUUCUUAAAACGUGUAUUUUUAAGUAUUACUAUUAAGUUAUUCCAGAUGGACGUGCUUUUGAUUUAAUCCUCGCUUUUUUGUUUUGGUCUGCACGAAAAUGGUUGUUUUGUAAUUUUUACUUUAAAUUAGUAGACAUUCCCCUCAUUGAAUUGUAAAUGUUGUUUAGGUCUUUAUUCUAAAUAUGUUACUAUUGGAGUUCGGUUUGCAUUUAGUUCCCACAUUUUAGUUCAAAAUAUUAAACGAUGUAAACCACAAAGGUACUAAUUGACCCCAGUCAGUGAAGCCAAAGUAAAUUUAGUGUAGAUCAUUGUGUGUCCAAUUGCAACAAUAUCACAAAUAUUCUCUCAAUGUGUAGAAGAUAGGCUUGUAGGUAUAUUAUUGACAUCCAAACUGGUGUUUGUGAACAAACUAUUCAAUGUGUUUUUUUGACUGAAUCGCUGAUAAAGUAAUAUUAGUAUCUUUUGUGGAGUGUGUACCUUUGAGUAGUCGUGAAUUACAAGUAACACACAUUUGACAAAAGGGUUUUAUCAUAAUUUUGCUAACAGUAUUAUUGAGUUGUCAGCGAGAAUGUUGGGCAUUGGUUCGUUUUAAGGAGGAAUACUUGUGAGAACUUGCAUAGAGGUGCCACUUGCGGCCGCGCGCUGUUCCAAGCUAAAACUGAAUUAAAUGUCUACUUAAGCGGUAGUAAAAUGAAUUUUCUUUUGACUUUAGUAGGGCGCACAAAAUUAAAUAAUGCCGUGAACAAUUUAUAUAAAACUUAUCACACGCCUAUGUAGCAAUUUGAUUAAUGGCUUAAGUUUAUUUAUAUUUACAACAACGGUUCACGAUCACGGUUUCUUAAUUUAAUUUAUUAUUAUUAUUAGGUGCUCUAUAAUUAUACUGGCUCUAACAGCAUGGACCAGCGCAGCGGCGAGCACACGACAGAAUGUGUGAUUGACCACUAGCUAGCCAACAUUCCUUUGUGCUGCAUUCGUCAUUGUUUUGUCCUUAUACUUUUUUUUAUUAGUGGGAUAAAUUUAUGAAAAGUACCUGGUUUAAAAUUAGGAUGCUAGGUUGUAUUACAAAUUAUCAUUUAUGUCUGUUAUUUUAAAUAACUGUAUGACACUAUUUUGUUAAAUAAAUUUUAGGUAUUGAA